UAUACUUCAUAAAACUUGUUUGUAAGAGCAUUUUCUGUGUUUCAUCAGGACCCGGAACUGCUGAACUGCCACAGUCUUCAUCUGUCAGAGGCGCAUAAACGCUUUCAGUCGCUCAUCAUUCAGGUUCAGGAUUGAUGAUGACUUUGGGUCUGAUCAGUGUUGUGGGCGCGCUGCUCUCGCGCUGUUCGGUGCUCGGGGUCCUCGCGCUCUUCGGUGUGGCGCUCCUGUGCGCGCUCGCGACGCGUCUCGCCUUCAGCAUGUGGAAACGCACCGCGCUGCGAUGCUUCAAUCAACCACCGCAGAGAAACUGGUUACUGGGACACAUGGGGCUGAUGGGUCAUAAUGAAGAGGGACUACAGGCGGUUGAUGAGAUAAUCAGGAAGUAUGUUCAUUCCUGUGCUUGGUAUCUGGGCCCGUUCUACAACAUGGUCCGUCUUUUCCAUCCAGACUACGUCAAAUCCCUUCUUGCGGCCUCUGCUUCUAUCACAUUCAAAGAUGAGCUCUUCUAUGGGUUUAUGAAACCCUGGCUGGGUCAGAGUCUUCUGCUACAGAACGGUCAGGAAUGGUCACGCCACCGUCGACUUCUAACUCCAGCUUUUCAUUUCGACAUCCUCAAAAAAUAUGUUUAUAUAUUUAACCAGUCCACCAACAUUAUGCAUGAUAAAUGGCGCUCUCUGCUGGCGGCGGGACAGAACGGCGUGGACAUGUUUGAACACAUGAGUUCAAUGACUCUGGAUAGUUUACUCAAAUGCACUUUCAGUUGUGACAGUCACUGCCAGGGGAAACCCAGCGAGUACAUCACAGCUAUUUCUGAGCUGUCUAAACUGGUCAUUCAGAGACAGCAUUAUCUUCCUUAUCAUUGGGGCUGGCUGUACUGGCGCUCCGAACAGGGACGGCUCUUCCGCAGGGCCUGUGACAUCGUACACCGCUUUACUGCUAAUAUUGUGCAAGAGCGCCGUGCACAACUCAACCAGCAGGGGUCCGCAAACACCCCUGAUGAAAACCUGGAAUACACAGGAGGAUACCGGAAGAAAGACACAGACCUCAUCGAUAUACUGCUGCUGUCAAAAGAUGAGAAUGGAGAAGGACUCACCAACAAGGAGAUUCAAGCACAUGCAGAUAUGUUCAUGUUUGCAGGUCAUGACACCACGGCCAGCGCUCUCUCCUGGAUCUUCUAUAAUCUGGCCAUGCAUCAGGAAUAUCAGGAGCGCUGUCGGGAUGAAAUCACAUCAGUGAUGCGGGACAGACACACGGACGUCAGCUGGGAAGAACUAAGCCAGCUGCCAUUCACCACCAUGUGCAUCAAGGAAAGUUUGAGGCUUCACCCGCCUGUGCUGGCACUGACACGAUACUACUCACAGAACAUGAAGACACCUGGAGGAUGUGUCAUUCCACCUGGAUGUCUCUGUUUGAUAAGUAUUUAUGGGAUUCACCAUAACCCUGAUGUCUGGACCGAUCCAGAGGUGUAUGACCCCGCGCGGUUCGACCCCGAGAACUCAAAGGGAAGAUCUCCUCAUGCGUUUAUUCCAUUCUCUUCAGGACCCAGGAACUGCAUCGGGCAGAACUUUGCCAUGGCAGAGAUAAAGGUGGUGGUCGCUCGGACUCUCAUGAUGUUCAGAAUUCUGCCGGGACCCAAACCGGUCCGGCGUCUCUAUAACCUGGUUCUGAGAGCAGAAGGAGGCCUGAUGUUAAACCUCGAGAUGCUCAGAGAGUGACAACAAAUAAAAACACACAUGAGAGAAUUUACAGUAAAUCUUGAGUUUUGGAUAUUUGUGUGAAUUUCAGUCUGAAAGUGAAAAAUGUUACUACUGUAUUUCAGCUCUUCCUUUUCAUCCAUUAUUAACCACAGCAGAACUGAACUGUAAUGUCAGUUUACUUUCUUAUUACAUUGUUUAAAGAUUUAUGAGCCAAAGUGUAUUAUUUUAACUCAUGCUACAACAUGUUUUUGUGUUUAUUCACUUUCUUGCGCUGUUAAUGUUGUAAAUGAUGUUGUUUUGAAGUGACACACAUCAUGAUUGUUUGAGCACUUACAAUGAUUUAAUGCAACUGAUAUUUAGGCAUCAUAAGAUUUCUGUUACUUAAACUUUACAUUCAUAUAAAUAAAUAGAGACAAACUGCAACUUCAAGUGAAUGUCCUUUAAUACUA
Molecule: messenger RNA, 2146 nt
Organism: Xyrauchen texanus (razorback sucker)
Lineage: Eukaryota; Metazoa; Chordata; Actinopteri; Cypriniformes; Catostomidae
Gene: cyp4f3
Product: cytochrome P450 4F3
Exons: 13
Coding region: 135-1715 (526 amino acids)
Molecular function (GO): monooxygenase activity; oxidoreductase activity, acting on paired donors, with incorporation or reduction of molecular oxygen; iron ion binding
Source: RefSeq, a predicted model, not a curated record